AUGAUUAAAGGAAACAUAAUUAUUUUAAAUAAAAGCGAAAUGAGAAGGCAAAAAUAUAUUGAUAUGAAAAAAAAGGCAAAUAAAUUAAAGGAUAGGUAUAUUAAUCAAGAGAUCCAUUAUAUUAAUCAAAAGAAUGAUAAUAGUAAACUAGAAAAUAUUUAAAUUACUAAAUAUUCCAAUAAGAAAGGAAAUUACAUGUUUAAAAUUCUUAAAUAAAAAAUAUCAAAACUUUGGAGUUAACUAUUUUAAUUAUUGCUAUUAAACUAACCAAUUUUUAGCUCUUUUCAUUUUGGUUCAAACUCUAAACAAUUUUAAUUGAUGCAAAAACAUAAUAAUUAAGAAAUUAGAAAUAAAAGAGAUAAAGGCUAGACUACAGAUCAUGAUAAUUUAUUAUCAAAUUAACUUAUCUAAUGUAUUAUUAUUUUAAUUUUGAUGCUUUUUGUGAUGAUUCAAAUAGAAUUAUGGUGUUGA
Messenger RNA from Paramecium sonneborni, 471 nucleotides. Lineage: Eukaryota; Ciliophora; Oligohymenophorea; Peniculida; Parameciidae. The record is from the annotation of a GenBank genome assembly.